Venturia canescens is the source of this 3426-nucleotide messenger RNA. RefSeq lists its product as uncharacterized. The coding region runs from base 2678 to 3304 and encodes 208 amino acids. The transcript is spliced from 5 exons. Lineage: Eukaryota; Metazoa; Arthropoda; Insecta; Hymenoptera; Ichneumonidae. The record is from RefSeq and is a predicted model, not a curated record.
CCGAAUCAUUACGUUGGAGUCGAUCGCAUCAUUUGUCGCGAUGUUUCUCAACUCUUUUCCAAAAUUUGACCAGGUCGUUGGAGUCGUGACGGAAGAUCCCGUGUCGUCGGGCCGUCGAAUUGAGGCUCCUGCAAAGCUCGGGUCCAGACCAUUGGCUAACUGUCUCGCGAUGCUUUUGUCUCCGAAGCGCGAAGAUUCCAACGAAAAUUGCUUCUGCAAUGGGACAGAAUAAUUCUUUUGCGUAUCUGUCGAUAACGACGUGUGCGAGGAGAAAAACGAGCGAGAGCUAAAUAGCACGUGAAGUCGCGCGGGGGAAAAGUCCCGCAACGAGGCCAACUCGUAUCUCCGGCGAAAGGUCGGAGCCCACCCACUUCAAAAUGGCUGCAAGUAAUUUACACAAAUUUCGAGAACGUUUCCCCUCGCCGAGUGCAACAGGGCGAGCUUCCGAAAAUGCCAAUGACAACGCACCAGGAGAACAUAAUAAUUAACAGGAACGACAACGACGUCGAAGCUGCGAUCGGAGAUGUCGACCGGAAGAGACGAGAUGACAUAACUUCGUUCGGGGGAACAGGCACGCCGCCGUCGGGAACGCGUGCACGAGGAAGAGGAAAAGAGAAAACGUGCGCCGCAGUCGAGAAGGAUAUGAGCAGAGCGCACAUCAAACGAAGAGAUUGCGUCGUUCGCCAGGACUUUUUUUUACCGAACGGGACUCACCGGCCUCGGAUUCAGCGGCUCACUGUGUGCAGUUUUCGUUAAAUUCGAGCCCACAUUAUUGGACUUGUUUCAGACGAUCGCAUCCUACCAGCGGGAGCUCCGUUGCUGGCGUUUUAUAUUAAGCUUUAUACACUCGCAUGUAUACGUGCAGAGAUCGCGGAGGGAGACAGGCCGGUGAUUGUUGCGAGAACCCGCCCGGCGCGUGAUCGGGCUACGCCGCGCCAGCUGGAGCGCACCAAUUUCGCGGGAGAUUUUGGCGACGUAAAUACACGAAUACGAACACGCUCGUACGGCGACUCGCGAGUGCGAAGGAUCCUCCGAGCUGGGAGCGAGACAGCGCUGCGGAAUCCGAAGGUUUUCGUAGUUAGGAUAACCGACAAGGAACAAUGAGGCAUUUGUGUAUGAGCGAGGGAGAUGGAGACACAGAUUAGGGCUUCUGUAUACACAGAAAGCAGAGGGAGAGAGGGGGGGGGGGGCAAAGUUCAAGAUAGUUCAGGGCCGAGUAUGCGAGAAUAGUUUUGCGUGGAGAAUGAGAAGAGACGAAGAGCAGAGGCGUCUCUCGUUCAUUACGAUCGCGCAGUGGGGCAAACCACGCGGGACGUACAAAAGUUUUUUGAAAAAUCUAGCGCAGGUUCGAUCCCUCUGAAAAUCUCAGUGGGCCAGAGAAAAACGUCGAAAUUCAUUGAGCUCUGUCCGGAGUGAUGAAACUCUCGGGAUAUUUGAAACACACUGCAAAAUUGUCGGUUUCAUUCGAAUCGGUGCGGAGGAUUCGAUCCUCGGGAAAAUCACGGCAUUUCACUGAGGUCCUCAGUUUUUAUGCGAGCGGAAAUUUCGCUCCGAACGCAACGGCAAACAGUAACAGCGUUUCGAGAAACAUGGAAAAAAUGGUCGGGCUCACAUCGAAGCUUUCGCUGGCUCGGUAUCACUCGUGUAACUACAGAAAUUAUCACCUUUUGAUUAUUUCUAUUAAACUGGAAAGAGUCGAAAAUUCUGACACUUGUCUCGCCGGCUUGAAACUCUGCGUUUCGUGUACUGGAACGACCAACGGUCUAUCGGCGAUUAAAGAACUCUGCUGGUUCAUUACGAACGAGAAUCUAAUGUGGGUCGAAAUUUCAUGAAAAUUUGUUGUCACAGUAAAUGCAUUAUCCGUUCCGUGGCUCUUUCGUAAAUUUUUUUAUCAACUGAGCCCUCAAAAGGCCGCUGAAAUUGCAUCGAAAGUUUUUUUCCUUUGAAUCGUUUUCUCGCUUUAUCCCAAAACUACGGAAUCCAAUUGGUUUUUCGUCCUGUACACGAACCGAGGAUGCUGAAAAUUUUAUUGUGUAAACAACAGCAUUUGGCGCACGCAGUUCCCUUUUGGGCUGUCUCGGAGAGUCUGCGUAUUCAGUCGCUCCCGGGGAUUCUGCAAACCGAUUCGCGCCAUAAGUACUCGAGAAAAAUUCGACGAAUUUUUACUAAUUUCGCGUAAUAAAUAUUUUCGGAGAUGAAAAAAAAGAAAAAAAUACGCUGAAAACAUGCGCGAUGAUGAAAUCGAUAAAUUAACGUGACAAGAUACGUAUGUGCGUCAUCCAUUAUUACACCGAUUAAUUUUUUCGUUAUCCGAUCACACAAAUUUAACUCAAAUUCAAAUAUUUUUAUCACCAUAAGCCAAAUAAGCUAUUCCAGUAGUGAGCAAUCGUAUAAUUUCGUCAAAAUAUCGUUGAGUGUUUGUCUUUAUACGAUAAGGGGGCUCAUUUGAACGUACUUAUGGCAGAAUAGCAACAAGUAUUUUUCGGUUUUAUCAUUUUCUAUUGAACCUCAACCAAUAUUCCUUAUAUCGAAUUUUAUUUACCAACGAAAAAAUUAGAUAACGAUGGCUCUCUGAAAUAUUCGUUUAUUUACAAACGAGUAUAUAAGCUGAUUAAAGAUUCUACUCGAAAUUAUUGUCUGCCAAGCAACGAGAGGAGAAGCAAGAAGCAUCGCCGGAAUGUCGAAACUGGAAAUUUUUCUUUGGGCUGCUACCACCGUCGUCUUCGCACUCACAACGAGUACAAGUUCAAAGUCGAUGAUCGCGAUUUCUAACUCGUCUAAGCAAGCACAAUACUUCAUAAAUACCUUCUUGAAGGAUGUGAAUGCAAGCUUGAUAGAUGACGUCCAAGAUUUUGCACGAGAUAUAGAAAACAGAUACACGAACGCUCGUCCCUUGAUCGACGCCGUGAUUUCCAGCGCAACAAAGCAGAAGAAACUCCGAUGCAGAAGUUAUUUUAACCGUUACGAACGAACAGGGAAGGCCGUUAUCGAGAUUUUGAAAAACCUCUACCCUCGAGCAUUCGAGAACGGAGUCCAAACGUCCAAAGAGAAGUUUUUUGGUGACUCUAAAAACCUGGAAAACCUGACUGACAAAAUAAUUCAGCAACGUGAUCAGUUAAGUCGAAAAGUUCGAAGUGUACGGUGCACUGGAAGAAAUUGUGACAUUCGAAAAUUAAAUAAUCACAAAAAACUUUUCAUCAAUGGAGCCACUUUCGAAAACCCCAAGUACCGUUCAUUUUGCAUACAGGAGCAUCAACUCUUCAACAAAACUAUGAACUGCUUGGAGAUUUCUUUUUUCCACUAAAGCUAAAUAUUAUAAUCAUUUCCCACGACUCAAUAUUAUGAUUGUAUAUGUUUAUUGACUGAUCAUUAACGAUCAUUUGAAUGAUUUUCCGGCCAUAUUUAAUAAAGAAUCAUGUUCACACA